AUGUUACCCGGCGACGAUGUCUCGUCUGAACUGCCAGAUAUCUGUACAGACGACUGUAUCCCGCCUUGGGGGAAGGAGCAUAAAUCUAGCACACAUCAGCUGCUCUCAUCGUCGCUAUUCAUCGUGACAUUUUGUCUCAUCUUUUUUACCGUACUGCAACGACUGUUUCCGGUCUUAUGCGGAGCAGGCGCGAGACACCUUUCCCACCUCGAAAAUCGCACGCGGAAGAGGAUAGCAGCACUUACAUUUUCAACAACCCUUGGAGCUACAGGUGUAUUGGCAGAGUUGAUCUUGUGUGAAGUUAGUGAAUGGGGCGAUGUGACAAGCCGCCGUCUUGGGUUCCCGAUUGUAGUCGGGGUUCUAUUAGUCUGCUUGGUUGUGAUCACUCCCCUAUUAGAAUUACACAGUCUUGUUGGGGGGAGUGGUAUAGGAAGUUGGAGGAGACAAUAUGUGAUUAUGGCUGAACUUGCCGCAUUUGCGGGGUGGUUGUGGGUAUUCUGGAGUUUGGGCGAUAGGUUGCCCAUAAGGAGAGCUGAUCAUAUUAUUUGGGGAACAUCACGCACCCUGAUGGAAGAGUGUUUAGCCAGAGUUGGCGUUAUUGGGGUAUCCUUAAUGGCACUGCUUUCUGGCUUUGGCUGUGUCUCGUCACCAUGGCACAACUUUACAACAAAACCGAGACCAGUCACCGACAUCGAUGUUUCCCGAGCCCAAGCUGGUUUGACUGCAGCGACUGAGAUGUUGGAUGAAAAAAGGAAACGGCUGAGGACCUUAGAAAUAAAAAUCCAAGACAAGAAGUCAUCUCAAGAAGGCUUCAUGAGCAAAGUGUUUUCUGCCGUUCGUGGGGAUGCAGACCUUCAAGAACAUUCGAUACUCCUUAGUGAGAUCAACGGUCUUGAAACAAUGCGAACCUCAUUGUCAGCGGAAUUUACAGAGUUUCAGCGCCGGCUAACUGUACAACAACGAUCCAAAUCAGUGCUCGGUCGACUUAUAUUAACUAUUUCUUACGGCUUCUCUGUUUACUGCUUAUACAGAAUAUUUGCUACGUCUUUAGCACAUAUUCCAUUUUUGCAUAGAUCUAGGUCUUCAUUCUCUCAAAGCGACCCUAUCAAUAAUGUAGUGGCUCUUCUCGCCCAGCAUUGGGACCCGCAUCUUGAUCGUGCUGCCUGGUCUCGCAUGAUAGGCUUUGCUUUCUCCGGUGUCAUUAUCAUAGGGUCACUUGGAUCCGUAAUGACAACUCUCAAUAUGCUAAGCCGCGCAGCCCCUGGGGUGAUCGGUCAUGCAAGCAAAGGGGACAAUCCCAAUUUUGCUCUUUUUGUAUCGCAAAUCAGUGCUGUUUAUAUGCUUGCAUCGGCUCUCUUGCUGAGAAGCAAUCUUCCUUCACAUAUGAGCUUUGUGAUUAGCGAUGCGCUUGGGGCACCAUUGGACCCCGCCUUCGUCGAUCGAUGGUUUGAUGGAUUGUUCCUUGGAGCUGCUUCGCUAACAAUAAUUGCAUUGGUUGUUGGGAGGAAGAGUGGAUGGUGGGGCGUAAGGAAAGAUGAUGCAUUUGACGACUUGAUGGAUGUGGAAGCUGGAAAGAUGAACUGA
Messenger RNA from Morchella importuna, 1584 nucleotides. RefSeq lists its product as uncharacterized. The record is from RefSeq and is a predicted model, not a curated record. The transcript is spliced from 6 exons. Lineage: Eukaryota; Fungi; Ascomycota; Pezizomycetes; Pezizales; Morchellaceae. The coding region runs from base 1 to 1584 and encodes 527 amino acids. Gene Ontology annotation, cellular component: membrane.